AUGGCAAAGACAAAGCCAGCAGCUUCUCCCAAGGAGGACAAGACAGCCACCCCAGCCCGCGGAUCUCGUGGAGCCGCUGGAGGUGUCACCAAGCCCGAGGGAACCGUCACGCGUGGCCGUGGUCGUCCUCGAAAGGAUGGUGCCGUAGGUCAGCCCAAGCCCGCAUACGUGCCCACUGGCCGCCCUCGCGGUCGCCCCAAGGGAAGCUUCAAGUCGGCGGCUGGCGCCAAGCGCGCUGCCAAAGCGGCUGAUAAGCCAGCAACCCCCAGGGUGGCUGGGCGUACUCGCGGACGACCUCGCAAGUCGGACGUGGAAGCUAGCGCCGCAACAACUCCCAAGUCCGCGACCAAGAGGGGAAGAAAAGCAUCAAAGGCAGUUGAGGAAGAGCCCGAGGAGGAGGCCGAUGAGAAAGACGCCGACGAGAAAGAUGCCGACGAGGAGCAGGAUGAAGAGGACGAAGCAAACAAGCAGAUUGAAGACGAGGCCAAUGACGAUGCUGAAGCCAGCGAGUAA
Messenger RNA from Clonostachys solani, 513 nucleotides. The record is from the annotation of a GenBank genome assembly. NCBI's taxonomy places the organism in Eukaryota, Fungi, Ascomycota, Sordariomycetes, Hypocreales, Bionectriaceae.